ACAGCAGAGAGCUUGACGACGACGACGAUGAUCGUCCCUUUAAAUUACAUUCACUUCUCGUCAACGCGUUUCCUUCUCCUUUCCUUCUUUUUCUCUCGACCGCCUGUUCAUGGUGGAUGGGAGUCGGACAUCCUCUUCCACUUCCGCCGGACAAGAACCGUCGGGAGGUUGAUAUUCCGCCGGAUAUUGCGUCCACUUCUUCCGCUUCGGCGGUUAAUGCCUCCUUGUCCGAUGCUCCGAUUCUUUUGUUUGUUUUCUUCCACAAGGCUUUCCGUGCGCAACUAGCGGAGCUCCACUGUCUUGCCGGUGCUACGGUCCGGUCCGGUUCCGAUCUGGCUGUGGAGCUCCGCUCUAAGUUUGAGUUUCUUAAGCUUGUAUAUAAGUAUCAUUCCGCAGCUGAAGAUGAGGUCAUCUUUUCAGCGCUAGACACACGUGUGAAGAACAUUGUUUUUAAUUACUCGCUCGAACAUGAUGCCACUGAUGAUCUUUUCACUUCGAUUUUUCAUUGGCUAAAUGUUCUUCAAGAGGAAAGAGGGAAUAGUACUACUUCCGAUGUACUUCGUGAAGUUGUAUUAUGCAUUGGCACCAUCCAAUCAUCCAUAUGCCAACAUAUGCUUAAAGAAGAGCGUCAGGUGUUUCCUUUGUUGAUUGAGAACUUCUCCUUUGAAGAACAAGCAUCACUAGUGUGGCAAUUCAUUUGUAGUGUUCCCGUGAUGGUGCUAGAAGAAGUUUUCCCAUGGAUGAUGUCUUUACUCUCCCCCUUGGAGAAAUCUGAAGUUGAGAGUUGCAUGAACGAAGUUGUCCCAAAGGAUGUUUCCUUGCAGCUGGUUAUAAACUCUUGGCUGAUUGAUGAUAGUAGUCAGUCUUCUUUGAUGGAUCUUACAAAGAUCAUGAAAGGAGUCCAAUCUGUAGAAGUGUCUGAAAAUAUGAAGAGCUUAGCUCAGACAAGUUCAUCAAGUGGGGUGUUUCAACGUUUUUGGCAAUGGAGUAAAAUGUCCUUUUCUAGUCCAAAUACAGAACACACUCUGCUCCAUGGUGUUCAGCUUUGGCAUAAUGCAAUUAAAAAGGAUUUGGUAGACAUUCAAAAAGGAUUAUGCCACUUGACAUUUCCAAGCCUUUCGUUGGAUCUCAAUGUGUUAGUGGUUCGGCUAAACUUCCUUGCUGAUGUCCUUAUCUUUUAUGGCAAUGCAUUUAAGAAGUUCUUUUACCCAGUGUUUGAAGAAAUGGUGGAUCAACAACACUCUUCAACUUCCAAACUAUUCACCAUUGAUGGCCAUGUGGAAAACUUCAAGAAGUCUCUAGACCUUGAAACUAGAGCAGGGAGUGACAAUUUUGUGAUAACGCUACAGGAGAAACUGGAAUCCCUUAUACUGACAGUAGCUAAGCAGUUCUCUUUAGAGGAGACAGAGGUAUUCCCCAUUAUCAGCAAGAAUUGCAACAUUGAAAUGCAGAGGCAGCUCCUAUAUAGAAGCCUACAUGUCCUGCCUCUGGGAUUGCUCAAGUGUGUCAUAAUGUGGUUUUCUGCUCAGUUACCAGAAGAUGAAUGUCAAAUAAUCAUUCAAUUCUUGAGUUCUGAAGAUUCUUUUCCCAACAAACCUUUUGCACAGCUCUUGUUGCAGUGGUUUCGCUUCGGUUAUUCAGGCAAAACACCUGUUGAAAGUUUCUGGAACGAGUUGUCCUUUAUGUUCAAACCGAAAUGUCCCUCUGAAGAGGAACACAAUGAUGAAGGUUCUGGAUCAUUCAACCAGAAACCACAGCAGCAACUAUGCAAAGGAUUCAAUCCUUCUUUGCUUAGAAAUAAGUCUUCAACCUGUUUCCAAUCAAUGAAUCCACCAGCUGGUUACAUGAAUGAGACACCUUACUCAAGUGCCAUGAAUCAGCAAAUACUUAUCCAAGGAAAGCUUAGGCCUCUUCAGAAUGUUCCUGAUAUUUUUGGCAGCAAGACUAACACUGGCGAGCAGUUUGCGAUGGACUUGAAACCGAUCGAUCUGAUUUUCUUCUUCCACAAGGCAAUGAAGAAAGAUCUCGACUACCUUGUAUGCGGUUCAGCUCGAUUGGCAACAGACAGUAGCUUCCUUGGGGAGUUUCAUCAGCGGUUUCAUCUUAUAAAGUUCUUGUAUCAGAUACAUUCAGAUGCAGAGGAUGAGAUUGCAUUUCCAGCUUUGGAGGCCAAGGGUAAACUACAAAACAUUAGUCAGUCAUACAGUAUUGAUCACGAACUAGAAGUUGAACACCUAGACAAAGUAUCAUUCCUUUUGAAUGAGAUGGUAGAAUUGAACAUGUUGGUACUCGACCACAUGAAUGUCAAGUAUUUGAAUCUGUGUAUGAGCCUCCAAGACAUAUGCAAAUCCAUUCAUAAGCUAUUGUCUGAGCAUCUCCACCGUGAAGAAACUGAGCUAUGGUGUUUGUUCAGAAGCUGCUUCACUAUUGAAGAACAAGAAAAAAUCAUAGCAUGCAUGCUGGGAAGAAUAAGUGGAGAAAUAUUGCAGGAUAUGAUUCCUUGGUUAAUGGAAUCUUUGAUCCCUGAUGAACAGAAUGCAGUGAUGUCCUUGUGGCGUCAUGCAACAAGGAAGACUAUGUUUGGUGAGUGGCUAACAGAAUGGUACAGUUCUAAUGUUACAGGAGAAGAAACGGGGGUAACAAAUAAGAACUCAUCUGAAGAUUCAGAUCCACUAGAAGUUGUCUGGAAUUAUCUCUUUGAAGGAACGGCUGAUGAGGACAGAGGGAGCAUUUGCAGCAAACCUAUGGAAUUUGUAAAGACAGAUUCAAAAGGUAUGAUGAAUAAGCCACUUGGAAAGGCUGCUCCCAGUAACAAGGUAGAGUUUGGCAACAAAGAAGAGAAUCGUAAGGAAAUCUCAGAAAGUAAAAAGGUGUGUAUAGGGGCUGACGAAAGGAAGUACAACGAACAAACUCACAGAAGCUGCGAGUACAGAAACUCUGCUCAAGCUUUUCAAAUGUCUCAGAAAUCUCCUGGUCAAGACAGUAAAUAUGAGUGCCUGUUAUCAAUGAGUCAGGAGGAUGUGGAGGCUACAAUUAGAAGAAUAUCUCGUGACUCUGCCCUAGAUCCUCAUAAGAAAUCAUAUAUCAUCCAGAACUUGUUAAUGAGUCGUUGGAUUGCCACACAGCGGAUAUAUAAUCUUGAACCAUCCAUUCUCGCAAGCAAUAGGGAAGCAGUUCCUGGCCAGCAUCCAUCUUAUAGAGAUUCUCACAAAAUGAUCUUUGGUUGCAAACACUACAAAAGGAAUUGCAAGCUUCUUGCUCCUUGUUGCAACCAGCUCUUCACCUGCAUACGAUGCCAUGAUGAAGAGGUUGAUCACUUAUUGGAUAGGAAACAAAUCACAAAGAUGAUGUGCAUGAAGUGCCUGAUAAUUCAACCAGUAGGUGCGAGUUGCUCAAAUACUUCAUGUAAUUCGUCAAUGGGAAAUUAUUACUGCAAAAUAUGCAAGUUGUUUGACGAUGAUAGGGAAAUAUAUCAUUGUCCCUACUGCAACCUCUGCCGGCUAGGAAAAGGACUGAGCAUUGACUACUUCCAUUGCAUGAAAUGCAAUGCUUGUAUGUCUAGAACCUUAGUAGAACAUGUAUGCAGAGAAAAAUGCUUAGAAGACAAUUGCCCGAUCUGCCAUGAAUACAUAUUUACCUCAAAUUCUCCCGUGAAGGCUCUCCCAUGCGGUCACGUGAUGCAUUCAACAUGCUUUCAGGAGUAUACAUGUUCGCAUUACACAUGCCCUAUCUGCAGCAAGUCACUAGGGGAUAUGCAGGUUUACUUUAGAAUGUUAGACGCACUGCUCGCAGAACAAAAGAUGCCAGAUGAAUACUUAAAUCAAACUCAGGUAAUACUAUGUAAUGAUUGUGGGAGAAAAGGAAAUGCUCCUUACCAUUGGCUCUAUCACAAGUGCUCUUUUUGUGCCUCCUACAACACCAGACUUUUCUAGUUCCUUCUCCAGUUUCCCUUCUUGUUCCUUGUACAUCUACAAGUCUAUAACAAUUUUCUCUUUUUUUUGGAAGCAUUUCAUUUUGUAUGGAAAAAAAAUAUUCUACAUAUUAUUAAAUCUAGAUGAUUGUUUACCACAA
This is a messenger RNA of Capsella rubella, 4071 nucleotides long. RefSeq names its product zinc finger protein BRUTUS-like At1g18910. The transcript has 11 exons. Gene Ontology annotation, biological process: protein ubiquitination; ubiquitin-dependent protein catabolic process. NCBI's taxonomy places the organism in Eukaryota, Viridiplantae, Streptophyta, Magnoliopsida, Brassicales, Brassicaceae. The coding region runs from base 117 to 3932 and encodes 1271 amino acids. Gene Ontology annotation, cellular component: nucleus. Gene Ontology annotation, molecular function: zinc ion binding; ubiquitin protein ligase activity. The record is from RefSeq and is a predicted model, not a curated record.